AUGUUACCUUUACUUACUAAGAUUCAGCUGAGUGGAAGUUUAGUAUCCGGUAGCCUACCUGAAUCGAUUGGCGACCUUAAAGGUCUUACAGUAUUAAGCAUCGGUGAGACAAGAAUCAACGGUUCUGUACCCAAAUCGCUUUCGUCAUUAAGUCGAUUGUGGUUCCUUGACUUUGAAGCCUUGGGUCUUCAUGGAGACUUUUCUAUUUUCCACAACUUGACAUCAUUGGAGUUCAUUCACUUAUCGUCUAAUCGUAUCAAAGGAGAAAUCCCUAAAGACGUAGGUCUUCGCUAUCCAUAUCUCCGCGAACUGUUGCUGCAGAACAAUAUGCUAACAGGUACUUUACCCCGAUCAAUUGGCUUGUUGAAACAUCUCACAACACUGAACAUUGCAAAAAAUCAUCUUACAGGCGAAAUCCCGGUCCAGCUUGGCAAUCUCAACCUCCAAGUGCUCAUUAUAUCGUCCAAUCAUUUCAGCGCCUUUGAGACUGGCUUCGUUUUUAACUACUCCAACCUGAAUAUUUUUUUAGCCUCAGAUCUCAGUGUUUUUAAAUUCGAUGUCCAACAUCUAAUAUCGAAAUUAUUGCCAGCCAAAAAAUCUCUGAUUCAGUUAGACAUCAGCAACUCAAACUUGCAAGGCUAUCUUUCAGACGAUAUAUUCCGCUUUCAAAAGGCUACGUUUUUGAAAUUUGGUUCAAACAGGCUAACUGGUGAUAUUCCUGUUCCAAAUGACAACCUACCUUUCUUAACAUUGCUGGAUUUACGAAAUAAUAAUUUGACAGGCAGCAUUCCAACUGCAUUUUCACGGCUGUUGAUGCUACAGGAGUUGGACUUGAGGGGUAAUUCAUUAUUAGAAGGUGACAUAGAUGAUUCUUUUUUAAAGAUAGAUAAUUCAUUUAGAAUACAGGAAAGGGUAGAAGACACAUGUCCCUUAAUCAGAUUUGCACAUAAUGAUGGAAUGGUUUAUGUUGACUCAAGUUACUAUAACAGGAAGUAUUGCCAAUGCAAAGAGCACUUUUUUGGACAGGGAGGAUACUGUUAUGCUUGCAUGAAAGGUGCCCAUUGCCCAGGAUAUGUAAAGCCAAACACCACCACAAGAGCUGGAUCUUCAGUUUCAAGAAUGUUUCUAAAUCAAGGUUUUUGGCCAUUCCCGAAUGAGGAAAAUGUAUCUAGUCUACACCAAUGUCCUACAUCUAUCUAUUACUUGAAUCUCUGCGUUCCAAAGGGCUGUGGCUGCACCGUUAUUUCUAGCACGAGAAGUACCAGUCACAAAAUGGGCAGAAAUAGAAUCAGAUGUAACGGAAGCUGCCUCUGUGCCCCAGGGCAUAUGGGUAGAUUCUGUAGCAAAUGCAAACGAGGUUACUACCCAGGCGGAAUAAGAUGCUUUCAGUGUCCAAAUGGUUAUCAAAAGGGAAAAUAUUAUGGUACUUUGUUUGGUUCAACUUUGGUAGUUUUGGUUGUUUCGUUAGGAGUGUUCAUUGUUUCAAAAAAACACAUGAAAUUUGCAAUCGCCAUAGCUGUAAUUGAGGUUUCCAUUGUCAUCGCACUCGUGUACGUCCACUUUUUGUCAGCUUUCUCAAUUCAACUCGUCAUUGUAUUUUUUGCCCUGGCUUUCAGUAGCCACCUACAACGAUGCACUGGCCUUUUCAAAACGUCUAUAUUCUAUAUUCAGAUUAUGGACACUCUAGUUUCAAUGACUGAUAUAUGGCCUAAAACGAUCUACAAUGUUCAGAUGUAUGCCAGCAGCUCACUAAAUUUUGAGUUUUCGAGUCUUGCCUGCGCUUUCCCAUCCCUGUUCAACACUUUAUCAAGAAAUUUGUUCCUCUGUGUUCUCCCAAUCGCGUGCCCAGUAUGUCUAAUUUUUGUUUAUAUUGUCUGGAAACUGAUAAAAAAACCUGACAGAGAAGAGGCAAGAUCUUUCAACCUCAAGUGCAGAAAGUAUUGCUUAAUAUUCAUUGACGUUGCCUACUUUCCUAUUGUGGCAAGCUGUAUAUCCAUUCUAGCCGGCUGCAAAGAAAUCGACAAUGUUUCUUUCAUGAAGAAUCACGUAUGGAUAGACUGUGGCACUCUGUAUCACACGACCCUGACUGUUAUUGCAUUGAUUCAGUUGAUUCUAUACGUGAUCGGCGUUCCAUUCUUUAUCUACUGCCCAUUGCUAUAUCGUUACCGAGAAAAGCUUGAGUCAGAUGAAUCUAAUUGGCUAGGCCACCUGAUAAUCCCGUACAGACCAGAGCUAAGGCGCUUCAUGGAAGUCAUCAUGGUAUUGCGGAGGCUUACCAUCGCUCUUUUCUUAGCUUCGUUUCCAGCUAACGAGCCAGCUCAAACACAACUUAUUGCAUUACUUCUAAUUGUUGCUAUAAUAUUUCAAGCCCUCGCGAAACCAUUCGCAAGACAGAGAAAAGUUGAGGAAGGCAAGGCAAACGAAGGCCUUGGUAUUGAAAAUGCAAUGGAAAUUUUCAUGCUAUCGGCAAUGCUCCUGGCUUUUAUAUGCGUUGGACUAUCAAUUGGUCACAACACGUUUUCGUUCACAUCAAAAUUGUUUCUUUUAACCAUUGUCAUAAAUGGCUUAUUCAUCAUUUCCAUUUGCUGCGCCUUUGCCUAUCGCCUCUUUUCUAAAUCCUCCUUUUCAAAACUGUUUUUGAAAAGUUCUGAAAGAGAGCAAGUUGUGCCUGCAAUUCAGCAGCCUCUCAUCAACCCAUCGGAUGAUCGCUUUGUGAGGCAGUCUAGUCGCACUUCAGUUGCCAGCACCACCUUGCAGUAUGGCUUUUUGGAGGAAGAUUCCCUUGCAGAUUUGGAUGAAGCUGGGGUAGCUAUUUCUGGUUACAGAUUGUAA
Molecule: messenger RNA, 2832 nt
Organism: Rhopilema esculentum
Lineage: Eukaryota; Metazoa; Cnidaria; Scyphozoa; Rhizostomeae; Rhizostomatidae
Source: RefSeq, a predicted model, not a curated record